AUGGCCCAGGCGGUUGCCCAGCAGAACGCAGCCAUCAAGGAGCAACUGGCCCGCGUAAGCUCCCUGGUCGCGCAGUACACAACGGCCUCUGCAGCGAACGCUGGCAAGAAGACCUUGACAGUCGAGGAGCAAGGCGAGCAGAGCCGAAACCACACCGCUGUUGUGCAGGAAACCCAUAAGCUGCUGCACGCCAUCAAGGGCCCCGUGGACACGGUGUACUGCCACUUUGAGAAUGCAGCUCACACUGGCGCUGUGCGAGCCCUCUUCGAGAUGGGCGUCUUCCAUGCCCUGCCGCAGGACGGCACGAGCAAGACGGCGGAGACGCUGGCCACGGAGUUGAACGCAGAAAAGGAAUUGAUCAUCCGCCUCAUGCGAAUGGCCACCAUCUGGGGCCCAUUCAAAGAAGUAGGCGAGGAAGAAUACGCCCAGACGCCAGACUCGCUCAUCUACCUCGAUCCCAAAGUUCAGAGCCUCUUCAAGCUCAUGGCAGACGAGUACCUCCCCGCACAGCUGCAGUUCAGCGAAUUCUUCAAGCUCAACGGCUGGGUCAGUCCGACCCAGGACACAAACAACCCUUACACCUUCGCCAACCGCACGGGAGGCAAGACCAUGUGGCAGUUCAUCGCCCAGUUCCCGGACCGUCUGCAGACGUUCAACGAUGCCAUGCGGGCCCAGUCCAGCGCCGGUUCGUGGGCUAUCGCCCUCUACCCUUUCCAUGAGGUUCUGAGCCGGAUUGACUCCACGGACGAUACCCCCCUGGUGGUCGACAUCGGGGGUGGGAAGGGCCACGCUCUUUGUCGAAUCAAGGAACUGUGCGGCGACGCCGUCAAGGGCCGCUUCAUCCUCCAGGACAGGCAGGAAGUGGUGGACGUGAUUAGCGGAGAGGAGCUUGCAGGCAUUGAGAGGGAAGCUUACAACUUCUUUACGCCUCAGCCGGUCAAGGGCGCCGCGAUCUACUACCUCCGCCGCGUCCUCCACGACUGGCCCGACGCCGUCUGCGUGCAAAUCCUCAAAAACGUCGCCGCGGCCAUCACCGACAAGACCACGCAGCGCGUCGUCAUCGCGGAAGAUGUCCUCCCCGAGCAAGGCGCCGACGCCGAGGCCGUGUGGCUGGAUCUGGCGGUGAUGGCCCUGGCGGGCACCGAGCGGACCGAGAAGCAGUGGCGCAAACUCCUCGAUGACGCUGGGUUUCGGCUGGAGAGGACGUUUGUGGGGCCGGGGAGCAAUUAUGCUGCUGUUGAGGCGUUUUUGAAGUAG
Molecule: messenger RNA, 1257 nt
Organism: Rasamsonia emersonii CBS 393.64
Lineage: Eukaryota; Fungi; Ascomycota; Eurotiomycetes; Eurotiales; Trichocomaceae
Product: o-methyltransferase
Exons: 4
Coding region: 1-1257 (418 amino acids)
Molecular function (GO): O-methyltransferase activity
Source: RefSeq, a predicted model, not a curated record